This is a messenger RNA of Homo sapiens (human), 3056 nucleotides long. RefSeq names its product coagulation factor XI (gene F11). NCBI's taxonomy places the organism in Eukaryota, Metazoa, Chordata, Mammalia, Primates, Hominidae. The transcript is spliced from 15 exons. The record is from RefSeq and is a predicted model, not a curated record. The coding region runs from base 109 to 1989 and encodes 626 amino acids. Gene Ontology annotation, cellular component: extracellular region. Gene Ontology annotation, molecular function: serine-type endopeptidase activity; serine-type aminopeptidase activity. Gene Ontology annotation, biological process: positive regulation of fibrinolysis; proteolysis; plasminogen activation.
GACCAUUUCCUACACAAGCUCAUUCAGAGGAGGAUGAAGACCAUUUUGGAGGAAGAAAAGCACCCUUAUUAAGAAUUGCAGCAAGUAAGCCAACAAGGUCUUUUCAGGAUGAUUUUCUUAUAUCAAGUGGUACAUUUCAUUUUAUUUACUUCAGUUUCUGGUGAAUGUGUGACUCAGUUGUUGAAGGACACCUGCUUUGAAGGAGGGGACAUUACUACGGUCUUCACACCAAGCGCCAAGUACUGCCAGGUAGUCUGCACUUACCACCCAAGAUGUUUACUCUUCACUUUCACGGCGGAAUCACCAUCUGAGGAUCCCACCCGAUGGUUUACUUGUGUCCUGAAAGACAGUGUUACAGAAACACUGCCAAGAGUGAAUAGGACAGCAGCGAUUUCUGGGUAUUCUUUCAAGCAAUGCUCACACCAAAUAAGCGCUUGCAACAAAGACAUUUAUGUGGACCUAGACAUGAAGGGCAUAAACUAUAACAGCUCAGUUGCCAAGAGUGCUCAAGAAUGCCAAGAAAGAUGCACGGAUGACGUCCACUGCCACUUUUUCACGUACGCCACAAGGCAGUUUCCCAGCCUGGAGCAUCGUAACAUUUGUCUACUGAAGCACACCCAAACAGGGACACCAACCAGAAUAACGAAGCUCGAUAAAGUGGUGUCUGGAUUUUCACUGAAAUCCUGUGCACUUUCUAAUCUGGCUUGUAUUAGGGACAUUUUCCCUAAUACGGUGUUUGCAGACAGCAACAUCGACAGUGUCAUGGCUCCCGAUGCUUUUGUCUGUGGCCGAAUCUGCACUCAUCAUCCCGGUUGCUUGUUUUUUACCUUCUUUUCCCAGGAAUGGCCCAAAGAAUCUCAAAGAAAUCUUUGUCUCCUUAAAACAUCUGAGAGUGGAUUGCCCAGUACACGCAUUAAAAAGAGCAAAGCUCUUUCUGGUUUCAGUCUACAAAGCUGCAGGCACAGCAUCCCAGUGUUCUGCCAUUCUUCAUUUUACCAUGACACUGAUUUCUUGGGAGAAGAACUGGAUAUUGUUGCUGCAAAAAGUCACGAGGCCUGCCAGAAACUGUGCACCAAUGCCGUCCGCUGCCAGUUUUUUACCUAUACCCCAGCCCAAGCAUCCUGCAACGAAGGGAACAGGGGCAAGUGUUACUUAAAGCUUUCUUCAAACGGAUCUCCAACUAAAAUACUUCACGGGAGAGGAGGCAUCUCUGGAUACACAUUAAGGUUGUGUAAAAUGGAUAAUGAGUGUACCACCAAAAUCAAGCCCAGGAUCGUUGGAGGAACUGCGUCUGUUCGUGGUGAGUGGCCGUGGCAGGUGACCCUGCACACAACCUCACCCACUCAGAGACACCUGUGUGGAGGCUCCAUCAUUGGAAACCAGUGGAUAUUAACAGCCGCUCACUGUUUCUAUGGGGUAGAGUCACCUAAGAUUUUGCGUGUCUACAGUGGCAUUUUAAAUCAAUCUGAAAUAAAAGAGGACACAUCUUUCUUUGGGGUUCAAGAAAUAAUAAUCCAUGAUCAGUAUAAAAUGGCAGAAAGCGGGUAUGAUAUUGCCUUGUUGAAACUGGAAACCACAGUGAAUUACACAGAUUCUCAACGACCCAUAUGCCUGCCUUCCAAAGGAGAUAGAAAUGUAAUAUACACUGAUUGCUGGGUGACUGGAUGGGGGUACAGAAAACUAAGAGACAAAAUACAAAAUACUCUCCAGAAAGCCAAGAUACCCUUAGUGACCAACGAAGAGUGCCAGAAGAGAUACAGAGGACAUAAAAUAACCCAUAAGAUGAUCUGUGCCGGCUACAGGGAAGGAGGGAAGGACGCUUGCAAGGGAGAUUCGGGAGGCCCUCUGUCCUGCAAACACAAUGAGGUCUGGCAUCUGGUAGGCAUCACGAGCUGGGGCGAAGGCUGUGCUCAAAGGGAGCGGCCAGGUGUUUACACCAACGUGGUCGAGUACGUGGACUGGAUUCUGGAGAAAACUCAAGCAGUGUGAAUGGGUUCCCAGGGGCCAUUGGAGUCCCUGAAGGACCCAGGAUUUGCUGGGAGAGGGUGUUGAGUUCACUGUGCCAGCAUGCUUCCUCCACAGUAACACGCUGAAGGGGCUUGGUGUUUGUAAGAAAAUGCUAGAAGAAAACAAACUGUCACAAGUUGUUAUGUCCAAAACUCCCGUUCUAUGAUCGUUGUAGUUUGUUUGAGCAUUCAGUCUCUUUGUUUUUGAUCACGCUUCUAUGGAGUCCAAGAAUUACCAUAAGGCAAUAUUUCUGAAGAUUACUAUAUAGGCAGAUAUAGCAGAAAAUAACCAAGUAGUGGCAGUGGGGAUCAGGCAGAAGAACUGGUAAAAGAAGCCACCAUAAAUAGAUUUGUUCGAUGAAAGAUGAAAACUGGAAGAAAGGAGAACAAAGACAGUCUUCACCAUUUUGCAGGAAUCUACACUCUGCCUAUGUGAACACAUUUCUUUUGUAAAGAAAGAAAUUGAUUGCAUUUAAUGGCAGAUUUUCAGAAUAGUCAGGAAUUCUUGUCAUUUCCAUUUUAAAAUAUAUAUUAAAAAAAAUCAGUUCGAGUAGACACGAGCUAAGAGUGAAUGUGAAGAUAACAGAAUUUCUGUGUGGAAGAGGAUUACAAGCAGCAAUUUACCUGGAAGUGAUACCUUAGGGGCAAUCUUGAAGAUACACUUUCCUGAAAAAUGAUUUGUGAUGGAUUGUAUAUUUAUUUAAAAUAUCUUGGGAGGGGAGGCUGAUGGAGAUAGGGAGCAUGCUCAAACCUCCCUAAGACAAGCUGCUGCUGUGACUAUGGGCUCCCAAAGAGCUAGAUCGUAUAUUUAUUUGACAAAAAUCACCAUAGACUGCAUCCAUACUACAGAGAAAAAACAAUUAGGGCGCAAAUGGAUAGUUACAGUAAAGUCUUCAGCAAGCAGCUGCCUGUAUUCUAAGCACUGGGAUUUUCUGUUUCGUGCAAAUAUUUAUCUCAUUAUUGUUGUGAUCUAGUUCAAUAACCUAGAAUUUGAAUUGUCACCACAUAGCUUUCAAUCUGUGCCAACAACUAUACAAUUCAUCAAGUGUG